AUGGCACCCGAGCAGCGCAAGGAGAACUGGAUUCAUCGCGCGGCGAGCAACCCGCAUGUGAAGGGUGGGAAUAUCAGCGUCCUGGGGAGUCAUCUCGUGGCAGCCUCCAGCGAGUUCUUGGGGACGUUUUUCUUUCUCUGGCUUGGAUAUGGCGGCCAAUUGAUGGCCCUUACGCAAGCCGCCGCCCCUGCUGGACAGAGCGGAGGCGCCAGCAGCCAGACGGUUGUUUUCAUCUCCCUCAUUUAUAGCUUCUCGCUACUUGUGAAUGCAUGGGCGUUCUACCGGAUCAGCGGCGGCCUGUUCAACCCAGCUGUCUCCAUGGGUCUCAGUUUUGCUGGGCAGCUCCCCUGGGUCCGAACCGCAUUUCUCAUCCCUGCACAGCUGUUGGCAUCCAUGUGUGCUGGUGGCCUAGCAGCAGCAAUGUUCAGUGGCGACAUCUCUCAAGUUAACACGCUAUUAUCGGCGGAGACGUCCACAGCAAAGGGCUUGUUUAUCGAAAUGUUCAUGACCGCGGAAUUGGUCUUUGUCAUCUUGAUGCUCGCCGCAGAAAAGUCAAAGGAUACGUUUCUGGCCCCAAUCGGCAUCGGACUAGCUCUCUUCAUUUGUGAACUUGCAGGAGUAUUCUAUACGGGAGGUUCCUUGAACCCUGCUCGAAGCUUUGGUUGUGCUGUAGCCGGUAGGAGCUUUCCUGGGUAUCAUUGGAUAUACUGGUUGGGACCAGUUCUGGGGGCGGCCUUGGCGGCUCUGUAUUAUCGCUUCGUCAAGUGGGCUCAUUAUGAGGAAGUAAAUCCGGGCCAGGAUAGUGCCGGUGAUCAUGAGAACACCGAGGCUGUCUGA
This is a messenger RNA of Diaporthe batatas, 837 nucleotides long. RefSeq lists its product as uncharacterized. The record is from RefSeq and is a predicted model, not a curated record. Gene Ontology annotation, biological process: transmembrane transport. Gene Ontology annotation, cellular component: plasma membrane. The coding region runs from base 1 to 837 and encodes 278 amino acids. The transcript is spliced from 3 exons. NCBI's taxonomy places the organism in Eukaryota, Fungi, Ascomycota, Sordariomycetes, Diaporthales, Diaporthaceae. Gene Ontology annotation, molecular function: water channel activity.